Molecule: messenger RNA, 2004 nt
Organism: Anthostomella pinea
Lineage: Eukaryota; Fungi; Ascomycota; Sordariomycetes; Xylariales; Xylariaceae
Source: the annotation of a GenBank genome assembly
AUGGAGGAGGAAGACGCACGCGAGGUCGAACUCACCACCAUAGCCGCCAUCUACCCAGAACUGCAGAUCGACGAGAAUGACUCCCACCGAGUGUCUAUCGAUCUUCCCGUGACCUUGACGAAGCCUCUGACCGUCCUAUUCCCAGCCGCUACGGAUGCCGCGCCGCCCGUCGCACCUUCACAAGAGCCCAUCCUGCCGGUAACGAAUGUGGAAUCACAGACGCUGCUGAACCUACCAGCACUGCAUGUCAUCGUUGCUCUUCCCGAUGGGUACCCACAGGACAAGCCGCCGAAUGUUACAAUAUCGACCUCGCCGCCGUGGUUGUCAGGCGAAAUACUGCGUAAGCUCGAGGGCGAUGCCGAGAGGCUAUGGAAAGAAAUUGGUCGUGACCAGGUCAUCUUUACAUAUAUCGAUGAUUUGCAGCAUUCCACUGAAAACGUGUUCGGCUUGGUCGACGACAAAGGCACUCUGGAAGUCGCACCCGAGCACAAGAUAGCCAUUCUGGAUUACGACAUCAAUGCUAAGCGGAAGUUCUUCGAAAAAGAGACAUUUGAUUGUGGUAUAUGCCUGGAUCCCAAGAAGGGCGCGGUAUGUCACAGGAUGCUCGAUUGCGGUCACGUCUUCUGCGUGCAGUGUCUACAGGACUUCUACAAUAAUGCAAUUACGGAGGGAGAUGUUUCCGCCGUUCAAUGUCUCGAGCCCAACUGCGCCAAAGAACGAGAGGGUGCCAUCGGACGUUCUGCUACUAAGAGACGGAAGCCGAAAACAUUCUUGAGUCCCAGUGAACUAUUGCAAAUCCCGCUUGACCAGGACAAGGUCAAACGCUACGUGACACUCAAACACAAGACGGAGCUCGAGUCGGACAAGAACACAGUCUACUGCCCCCGGCCGUGGUGCCAAGGUGCGGCUCGUUCAAAGAAGCACAAAAAGCCCGAGGGUCUCGAGUUCGCCGAAGGCUCUGAUGACGAAUCUGAUGAUGAGGACGCCACAGGAGGUGCCGACUACCAGGCAGAAAAGGAGCUAUUGGCUAUCUGUGAGGAUUGCGGCUUCGCCUUCUGCACCCGAUGUGCGCAAUCGUGGCACGGGGAAUUCAAAUAUUGCAUACCAAAAGAACGAAAGGAAGCGAUCACCGAGGAGGAGAAAGCUUCGCUGGAGUACCUUUCCAAGAACACCACGCCGUGCCCAACAUGCGCCGCACCAUGCCAGAAGACUCACGGCUGCAAUCACAUGCGUUGCUUCAGGUGCCAAACACACUUCUGUUACCUGUGUAGUGCUUGGCUUGACCCAAGCAACCCGUAUCGGCAUUUCAAUAUUGCGCCAUCAGGGGAGGUGAAUGGCUGCUAUAUGAGGCUGUGGGAAGCGGAAGAAGGUGACGGAGGCGGUGCCGGUUUUGAUCACGAGCAAGAUGAUUUUGAUCGAAAUGCGAACGUCGCAGCCGGUCAGAAUGGACAGCAUCCGGAGGUUGUCCUACAGAUUGCUGGAAAUGAUGCGGCUGGCCAUGACGCCCGAGUCGCAGGUCCAGGAGUGGCACCGGAGCCGCGUCAACAGCCGCUGCCAGAAGCCCGCCACCUUCCGCCACCUAGACAACAGCCUGACGGAAGGGCUGCUGUUGCUCGUCGUGAAGGACCCCUCGUCCUGCGAAUUGAGGGUGAUGCGCCGCCAGCUCAAGGGAGAGGAGCUGUCGGUCGUCAGCCGGGCCCUGGAAUUCCAAAUGCACAUGUGCAGGCGCGAGAGCAAGCGGUGAAUGAAGGUCAACGAGGGGGCCGAGGCAACAGGAGAGGCAGAGGUCAAGGGGUAAAUCGGCAGAACAACAGGAACCGGCCUCAGGGACAGAACCAGCAACCGAACAACGUUGGUCGCCCUGGCCCAAACAGGAUUGGGGCGGGUGACCCGCUCCGUGAAGAAAACGAACUGAAUCCGCAACACGAGGCUUGGAUUCGUCAAUUCGUGCAGCUGGCUCUGAACGAUCAGGAAGAUCUGGUGGACUGGGAUAGCGAUGAGUAG